AUGGCAAAGCGCUCUGUCAACAACUCUGGUACUACUAUCGUCGAGCCGAAAGCAUUGCUCCAUUCCACCAUGGCAUUCCUCCACCUGUUCAUUGUGAAUAAAUCAGGGAGUCUCAUCCAUCAUCGGCCGUUAAGCGCCAACGCCCCCAAGAUUGAUAUCAAUGAGUGGCUUCGAAUUGGGUCGACCUUUCAUUCCUUGCACGCCAUUGCUGCCGAGGCAUCGCCGUUGAGGCUUCCCAAUAACAAGAAUAACUACGGGGCAGACGAUGGUAUUGAGAAGAUCAUUGCCAAAGGAAUGGUACUGAGCAGCUUUCAAACAAGAACGGGAAUUAAAUUUGUCAUUACUGCAGAAGAAGGGACUCCAGACAUGGACACUGCUCUGACUGAAAUUUACAUUUUGUACGCCGACUGCGCCUUGAAGGAUCCUUUUUACGAAUUGGAAAUGCCCAUUCGAAGUACGCUCUUUACCCAAGCUGUCGAUGCCUUGAUGGAUCGUUUGGAAAAGAACGCCAACGCACCAUCCAAGCGAUAAUCAAAGUCUGACUGCCCGGGACGAAUUAUGAGAGUACAACGACAUUUCAAUCUACUGAUGUUGCCCUGGGAGUGUGUGUUGACACGAUUGCAGUCUACGAUACAAUUGUCAUGGCAGCCGCAAAGGAUGACCAAAAACUGUUUACGGUUGUGUGAUAGCUGCUCGUACUAUGUGACAAUGCAGAGUCGAGUCGAGUCGAUUGAAUCAUUCUUUUCUACCGGUAGCUCGUAGAUGGCAUGUGCAACAUUCGACAUACGCAUAACAUGCAUCGUAACUAUGUAGCUAAACUGAAUCUGUACCAGUAGUAGUCAACGAAAUGCUUCUGACAAGGAAUG
This is a messenger RNA of Seminavis robusta, 866 nucleotides long. The record is from the annotation of a GenBank genome assembly. Lineage: Eukaryota; Bacillariophyta; Bacillariophyceae; Naviculales; Naviculaceae.